Molecule: messenger RNA, 1923 nt
Organism: Ylistrum balloti
Lineage: Eukaryota; Metazoa; Mollusca; Bivalvia; Pectinida; Pectinidae
Exons: 9
Coding region: 13-1230 (405 amino acids)
Source: RefSeq, a predicted model, not a curated record
UGAAUUAUCAUCAUGAUACUGUAUGUCAUUGGAGCAAUUUUGGUAAUUCUGGUCGUAGGCUGGUUAGUAAAAUCAGAUCCACCACCGAAAUGUGGAAUUUAUACACAGCGAAACAAGUGGUAUCCUUUCAAAUACCACUUUCUUUUAUUUGUGCUAAAAUUAAGAAGGAGGAAGAACGCGAAAAUGAGCACAGCGACCGGUGAGAAUGCUGGAUAUGGUGUUAGGUCCAGGUCCAAUGUCACAGAUAUGGAGAAAGUUCAGACACUGCCCAUAGAUCAACCAAAGGCCGUUGAUGCUGUUUACUUUAAUGGAGGGAACAAGGAUGGACAGUACAUGGUGGCAGCCACUGCUAGGAGACAGAACAAUGUGGUCCAGACCGUGCUCUACCUCAGACUUCCUGGUGUUGGUCUGCUGGAGAUUCCAUCCAAACCAGACACCAAACUCCAGGGCACAGAUCCACAGGCCUUUGCUGCUGGAGGACUGAAACUGGAGCCAGUUGAUCCAAUGAAAACCUGGAAGAUAUCUUACAAAGGCAAACUAAGAAAUCAUGAAACUCAUGACGAAUUAGAUGUGACCUUUGACCUCACCUGGACAGCCUUCACUCCAUACUUCGAUUUUGACACCGAUCUCCACCCAAAUGUUAUGGCGGACUCUAUAGCUAAAGAAAAAUGGUCUAGAAAUUAUUUUGAUGUUCUGAAAAGUGUUCAUCAAACACAUUACGAACAGUUUGGAGAAAUAUCGGGCGUCGUUGAUAUAGCAGGUGUAGGAGAAAAGACAAUUAAAGUUCAAGGAGCCAGGGACCAUUCUUAUGGAAAUAUCCGUGAUUGGCGGUACUUCCAUAGGUAUGCCAUCAGCUACGCUAUGCUGGCAGACAAGACAGCUAUAUGUGUUGGCUGUAUAUCCAUGCCUAUCACCAUGACUAGUCUUACUAUUGGUUAUGUGAUCCACCCUGAUGGUACCAAGGAAUCCGUGUCCUCUUCAGAGUUCCAGUUAGGUGAUCAUGGUGAAGAUGGGAACCCUCCAAAACAGCUGUCUUUCAAAUUCAUGGCAGGAGAGAAAGAAUACAAUGUGACUUGUACAGAAGUAGAAGCUCCAAUCUUCUACAUUGGUGAGGGCCGAGAUGCCAAAAUACAUGAACGAAUGUGUACCUACAAUGUGAAUGGCGUACAUGGCUGGGGCAUAAGCGAAUGGGAUUACAGAAAUGUCCCAUUUGAUGACGGCAGAACGUGAUGACAGAAGAUACCAAAUGACUCGUGACAAUGUCAGAAUAUAUGGUGUAAAACUGUAUUGUGUAAAUGUUAAAAAUUAUAGUAUAAAUACUCAUAUUAAUUUAACAGUGAUCAUGUGUUUAUUUAAAUCAUCAUACCCUAAAAUUUUAAAAAUAUAUAUUUUUUUAAAUAACAAUUUAAUGGUUUAUAUUCAGGACAGGCAAAUUUUCAAGACCAUCUUAUUUAAAUAUUUUGAGCUGCAAAUUAAGUGCAGUGACUUUCCCAAAUUUUUGAAAUAUUGAAUUGCCUUCCAUUAAUUUAUUUAUAAUUAAUAAUGAAAGUAAAGUAUAAUGAUUCCAUACCACAACAAAAUACUGCAUUACAUUCCGUAUAAUGAUCAGAUUUGUCACAAUAGAAAUAUUUUUAUUUUUUAGCUUGAUUUGCUUCUUCUUGUAAAUAUCUUUCUUUCAAGAUAUGUUUCCUUGCAUGGAGGUCCAUGACUAACUUUCGAGAUUUUAGGGUAUAAGUAUGUACAUGUAAAUGUUGACAGUAUUACAGAUCUUGUUCAAAAUUAAGUAUUUUAAUCAUGGAGGUUCCAUGAUGCUCCUUUCAAUCUUUUAAAAAAUGCAGAAUUACAUGUACCUUUCCGAGAUAAAUUUACUUGUUUUUAAAUCAUAUAUAUUUUCUUGUAAAAUGGUUUGUGAUUUAUAUAAUA